CAGUGGCAAUUGGAAAGGUGAUUGAGAAUGACUUACCUCGCCGCCACCUACUACCAAGACUCUUUUGUUUCUGAUCUGCCAUGCCAGUAUCAGUGAACCACCACCUUGAACUUCAGAGAACUUUUUGUCCUCCAUGUUGAAAGAAUUGAAACGGAGAUAUAUUUUUGAGUAAUCCUAGUAAAGCGAGGCGAUAAGAUAAGGCUGUAGCUCGUCGCCUAGUGCAGCGUCGAACUGGUAUGUCCACGGACCACCUUCAAGUUGGAGAUCCUCAAACACCUCGAGCUGGCAAAGCUCUGAGGCUACGCAUUUGAUAAACCACCGCCAUGUCUGGUCGAAAGCUGGGAGGCGGGAGGAUACUUGGAAGUGGGAAGUCUUUGGCGCCUCCCGCCCCUCCGGCGCAUCGAACUUCAGACUUCACGUCUCCUGCUGAGAGUAUUGUUUCGUCUGGCGGAUCGACUGCCUCACCUCUGGCCACGUCCCCACUACCGGAAAUCAACCAAGACUUGAGUUCGGUGGUAUCUUUGCAGAAUGGAGCAUCGUCUUCAGUGACGGCUGCGAGCACGAAGUUGCUUUGCCCGAUUUGCAAUGAAGAGAUGAUGACUCUAUUACAGUUGAAUCGGCAUCUCGACGACAACCAUCAAGAACUCCCCGAAGUUCAGCAGGAUGAGGUCAAGAACUGGUUCAACAAGCAAGUUGUCAAAGCGAAGAAGUUCCAGCCAUUGGCGGUCAUAAACCAGAAACUCAAAGGGCUGGAUGUGUUCGAAUCGAACGAACCCCCAGUUCCAACGAGCUCGCCUAGUAUCCAUCCUGCGAACCGCGUUUCUACGCCUGAACCAGCACGGCCAGAUCCAGAUGAAGUGGUUACUCGAGCACAUUGGCAGAGAUCAGGGUACAAUGAUUUAUGUACAGAGCCAGCAUGCGGGAAACGGUUGGGGUCCGUAAAUGGGAACGUGAACUGCAGACACUGUGGGCGACUAUUCUGCGAGGAUCAUACGAUGUACCAGAUGAAGCUCUCGAGGUCAGCACAACACGAACCAAUAAGAGGAUUCUGGUGUAGGGUCUGCGAAACUUGUUUCAAGUCAAGGGAUGGCUACAAUGAUCAUAAUGGCUUCAUGAGAGACCAUACGAACGACUUUCUAGCUAUGCGAAGGAAGACGGUCGACAAGCAGUAUUUGGAAGUCUCGAGGCUGGAGAAGAGGCUUACAAAAUUGACACAAUUAUUGGCGAACCCGCCAGAGGAUGUGGCUGGAAAUAGUGGUGGGAUACUGUCCCUAGCUGGGCAGAAGAACCAACGCAAAUUAUUGGAGCAGUCUGUAGUCACCUGGGAAGAGGAUGCGAAUGUUAUAAAAUGUCCGUUUUGCCAACAGGAAUUCGGAUCAUGGUCAUUUCGAAGGCACCAUUGUCGACUGUGUGGACGAGUGGUCUGUGCAGAUCCGCGGACUGGAUGCUCAUCCGAGAUAGGUUUGAGUGUUGCUGCUGAAAAACAAUCUAACUCUCAGCUGAACGUGGACGUUCGAAUGUGCAGAGAUUGCAAAGCCACAGUUUUCAGCAAGAAAGACUUUGCGGCUGAAUUAUCUCACAAACCACCGGAUCAACGUGCAUAUGAGAACCUCUUGCAAUUCGAAAAAGGAAUUCGUCUUCUCUUACCCAAUUUCCAAAAACUCUUAAUAGCACUACAAGAUCCCGACAAACCACCAUCACACAACCAACUCACCGAAGCCUCCAAAGUCCGAAAGCGACUCAUAGACUCAUUUGGCAAGUAUGACUUAGCAGCAAAAAGAAUACGAGAUCUCCCAACCACAAGUACCACCCAGCAAAAACUCCAAAGAGCCAUCUACCAACAAAGCGCCAACUUCUUAAGCAUCCACAUGCUCCCCCUCAAAUCCCUCCCCAAAAUCCUCAAACACGCCUCUCCGCACGGCUCCAACGGUCUCCCACCGAACGGCCGCAGUGCCCUCGCCUCGAUAAAAUACAACGACAUCGACUCCGCCUCUCAAAUCAGCUCCAGCAGCGCCGUCUCCGCCAUGGAAGCCGAAGAGAAGGAAUUGCGAGAACGAUUAAUCGUGUUGGAAGAGCAGAGGUUUAUGGUUACGGAGAUGGUGAACGAUGCUAAGAAGGCGAGGAAGUUUGAUGAGGUGCAGGCGUUGAGUGGGAAUGUGGAUGAUUUGACGAGGGAGAUUGAUGCUGUGAAUGGGAUGUUGGGACAGUUGGAUUUUGCGGGGGUUUAUGCGAGGGAGCAGGCUAAUGGUGGUGGUGGUGCGCUGGGUUUGGGGUCUAGAUAAGAAGUUGGGGUUGGGAAGGAGUUACAAUUUGAACUUGAGCGAGCGUGAUGCAUUGUUUGGCGCUUGGAGGGUCAUUGCAUGGUGUUUGGGAGUGUGGCAUUAUGUCUGGU
Molecule: messenger RNA, 2392 nt
Organism: Mollisia scopiformis
Lineage: Eukaryota; Fungi; Ascomycota; Leotiomycetes; Helotiales; Mollisiaceae
Exons: 4
Coding region: 324-2282 (652 amino acids)
Biological process (GO): DNA repair
Molecular function (GO): DNA binding; metal ion binding
Source: RefSeq, a predicted model, not a curated record